AUGCCGGGCGUACAUACAUUUUACGACGGCUCCAAGUUACUUGCUCCACUUGUCCCAUACAUUGGUCUCGACAGUGAUAAGCUGAAUCUCUUGUGCUGUCAACUUAUAUCAAUCCCUAUCGCUUGUGCUUUUCGAAGAUAUCUUAAACCUCGUGCUGGAAGUAAUACGCUACGUCUUUUGAUUCCACCCUUGAUUGGCUUUGUAUUCUGUUAUUUUUGUUUUGGAAGAGCUGUUAAACAUAUCAUCGGCCUCAUCAGCUUCAGUUACCUUUUGCUUUUAUUUAGUCCAGUUCAAUAUGUCGGCCUGCUGGUGUUUACAUACGCGAUGGGGUAUCUGGUCUUCAUGCAUUGGUACCGCUGGAUUUUUCUUGGCAGCUAUCAACUAGAUAUCACUAUGGUAAUGGUGCAAAAAGUCACACUGCUAGCUUUUUCUCUUCAUGAUGGUCAUGCAAAAAAAGAUCUCAGUGAUACCCUGCGAAAAGAAUCUUUGAGUGAAGUGCCUUCUAUCCUUGCUUAUCUAAGCUAUCUGUUUAAAUUUCAAACUAUACUGGCCGGACCACUUAGCAUUUACACGGAUUAUAUUGAUUACAUAAAUGGCACUGGAGAACUAUAUGGAAAGGCCGUUCCCAGUCCAUUUUGGGCAGCAUUUAAAAAACUGUUGACGGCUUUUUGUUUUGGUGUCUUGAUUUAUCGUUACGCUGAUUUUUCUGAGCCCGAACAAAUAAUUUCGCCUGAGGCUUUUACUAUGCCGUUCUAUCAAUGGUUAGGGCUGUUUUGGUUUGUCAUUUUCAUGCAAAGAGCUCAAUAUUAUUACGUUUGGAUUUUUUCUGAUGCUAUAUGUAACUUGAGUGGUUUUGGCUUCAAUGGUUUCGCCGAAAAUGAACCAAAAUGGGAUAAAAUUACAAAUGUCGAUGCAUGGAAAGUUGAGACUGCACUCAGCUUCAAAGAUACUCUAGAUGGUUGGAACAUAACGACUAUGCAAUGGCUUAGGAGAGUUGCCUAUGAAAGAGUACCAAAAUACCGAACAGCAUCAGUUUAUCUACUCUCUGCUAUAUGGCACGGAUUUUUCCUGGGAUAUUAUCUUACUUUUGUAACUGGUGCACUGAUUACUUUGGGCGCUCGAACUGUUCGCCGAUGUGUUCGACAUCAUUUCAAAACGAACUUGUGGAAAUCCCGUUUAUACGACUUUACAACAUUUUUUGCAACUAAAUUCGCACUAAUGUACGCCACUUUUCCAUUUGUAACAAUGAAUCUCUCGCCAGGAAUGAUACUAUACAGAAGGCUAUAUUUUUGUAUACACAUUUUUUCUAUUUUUGCCAUUUUUUUACUUCCAAAAAUCUUGCCGCCGUUAAGAAGUGAACGCAUUACCAAGGAGAAAUGA
Messenger RNA from Meloidogyne enterolobii, 1380 nucleotides. Lineage: Eukaryota; Metazoa; Nematoda; Chromadorea; Rhabditida; Meloidogynidae. The record is from the annotation of a GenBank genome assembly.